AUGUGCAAGUGGAAGGCCAACGCGUACGUGCUGAGUGUUUGUCUCCUCGUCUCCGAGUAUGUGCGGCAGCAGCAGCAGGACGCGAGCCGGGGCGGCGCCGGCGAGGACUCGGUGGCUUCGCUCGUGGACGCGCCGCACGCGCCGCCCGCCGCGCCGACGGUCAGCAGGACGACGCUGAACGCCUUGGCGCGCUUCCUGCGGCGCGAGAUCCAGCACCCAAUUUCCGCCAAUCAGAGCGCGGGCUUCACGACCCUCAAGAGUUUAUUGCGACGCUUGGAGAUUAGUUUAGACAGUGCGAAGGACUUCGAGCAGCUCUCGUGGCAGCUCGUGAGCAUCCUGAGCAAGAUCGAAAGCCCCGACGCCGUGAUGAACACGGUGGAGCAGAUCUCCGAGUGCGUGGCGCCGCUCGCCAGCUCGAGGGAGGACGGAGAGGACGCGGACGUGGACUCCACCAGCUCCACGCUCGUCCGCACGAGUCUGCUGGGCGUCUUCGUGCGCAGCUUCCUGCUGGCGGUCAACCGCCUGCUGUUCGACGGCCUUUCGAGACUGUUCGACGACGUACAGCAGUAUCUGGAGCAGUUCCGAGAAGACAUGGAGAAAGAAAAGAAGGCUGACAAAGCAAUGGAGCAGAAGGAUACCAACCUCGACCUGAUCGCAUCGCCAGCGUCGCAACACAUGUGGAACGAAAGCAAGAUGGAGGAUGACGACCUGCUGCUGUCGCCGAUCCACUCGGGCAGUGCAACGCCGUCACUGGAUCCGCAGAUUUUGGCCGAGAAGUUGAUGACUGCAGAAGCUGUUCGAGAAGUGGACGACCCUGCAGUGUGGUCGAAUGACCAGUUGAGUUAUAUACUGAACGACAUGGCUCACGAGAUGGAAGGGAGGCCAAGGAACCAACACCAAGCUUCGCAACGGACCGAUGGAGAUCAAAGUACUGAAGAUGAGCUCCAAGUACUUCGCAAGAAGAUGGACUGUUCGAACCCGAACGUGCUUUACGUGAAGUAUUUAUCAUAUCUUCAUGAACGUGAUUAUCAAGGGGCCCUCGACACUUUGCACCAGUACCACGACGUGCUGUCGCCUCACCAAGAAUCUCGCUCGAGCGUCAAUGGAGCUAGCGAUGGUGUUGGGUCCACGUCGUCGGGUUCGGCAGGUGCUAACUUGCAUUUCCGAGGAAGCGGUAUCCAGUAUGCCGCGCUGAACUUGGCGGGACUGCAGAUUAUAUUUGAUCACUACAAUGCUGCCCAAGAAAGUAUCCAGGAGGCAAUUCGAGUAGCUCAACAUCACGGUGACCACAUCUGCGUGGCAUUUGCACUGGCAUGGCUGAUUCGUAUCAACCAGAAGAUCGGUAAGCCCAAAGAUGCGGUAUUGCAGCUAGUCAGUAGCUGUUUGAACCGCGCUCAGGAGUUGCGCCUUCCUGCGCUGCAAGUGUUGGCAACACUGACGGAGGUGGAGAGUGACUUGACGCGUGGACGCACCGACCAUCCUGAGUCUGUGGGGUCAGCAACUCAGUUUGUCCCGCACAUGUUUGCUGCGCAGACACCUGCACCUCGCCCGCUGCACAUUUGGUCGCGUCUUCAUGAAGCGAUGCAAUCUGUCGCAUUAAUAGCGACCCCAGCAGCUAGUUUGUCCAACAAUGGUACGCGCACGAUGAUUGUUUUACAGGCUCAAGCGGCCGCAGGCUCAGGGGGUGACGCACCUGACCGGUCUGGCGGAAGCGGAAUGGAUUGGAUAAAGUCUACGGAGGCGAUUCUCGACACCGUCUGGAAAUUAAGUGGGAAAGUUACGAUCUCAUCAGCCGCUGGCUGGAGCCUCUUCGGUCACCGCUCUCUGGAACAAAUAUUUAGUCGCAUGCAUCUCCUGUGUUACGAAGACUCUGCUAGCACCGGUGAAGUUGCACUGACCGUGAGCCAAAUGGCAAUAUCCAAACUCAGGACGCUCCAUCACCUCUUCUUUUCGUGGGUGCUUCAUCGCGGGGAAUUUUCGCGCGCGGAAGUUCAUUUAGACGCGAUACUUGCGCUCUCCCCAGAAGGAAAAGAUUUUUCUGCGUAUCUGGCGGCGCUUAUGCUGAAGGCAGACCUAUUGGCGGCUAUGGGUAACUAUCCGCGAAGCCUUGAGUUGCUUGAGAACGCAGAAGUUACGUGUAAUGAGCAUGGGUUUGCGUACCUGCACGCCCAAGUGCUGAUUGCAGCAAGCCGAACGCGUUUUCAAGCAUCUGCACCCCAUGCGCCAUUUGCACCCCUGAAUGCUCUGAUGAAAUGCAUCGACAUUUGUAGGGGGCACCAUUUUGAUCUGCUACUGGCAGAGGCUCACGUUGUCAUGGCUGAGAUUUAUAUUGCAAUGGGGAAGCUGCAGGAUGCACACGCACUCAUCGACGACCAAAUGCCUCUGGUGAUGGAACAUGGAAGCGUUCAACUGCGUGGAGAGUGUUUGCUCGUGCUGGCUAAGACGAUGGUAGCAAGCAUCAAGCGUUCCAAGGAGGGAGCGAAGGAACCAGCUUCUGCGGCAGCGAAGGCCAUUGAAAUGCUCAACACAAGCGCAAAAAUGUUCUCGUCGGUGCAAAACUUGCGGAGAUUAAAGGAAGUUAGCUACGUGCAAUCCUUAGUCUACAACCACAUCGCCCUUCAAGCUCAACGGUGCGGCAGCGACUCUUCUUCGUAUUGCAGUAGUCGGGAGCAAGCGGCUGCAAAUUUUCUCCAGUACAGCUCUCGGCUAAAACAAGCGGCAUUUCUAACCGUGGAGCCAUUUUUCGACCUGGAGUUCCCUGAAAGCAUCCGACAAGUAAUUGAUCACCGAUCAAGCGAAUUCGAGGCCAUUAAGAAACUCUAG
Molecule: messenger RNA, 2823 nt
Organism: Phytophthora sojae
Lineage: Eukaryota; Oomycota; Peronosporomycetes; Peronosporales; Peronosporaceae
Exons: 3
Coding region: 1-2823 (940 amino acids)
Biological process (GO): anaphase-promoting complex-dependent catabolic process; protein K11-linked ubiquitination; positive regulation of mitotic metaphase/anaphase transition
Cellular component (GO): anaphase-promoting complex
Molecular function (GO): protein binding
Source: RefSeq, a predicted model, not a curated record